Messenger RNA from Vicia villosa (hairy vetch), 1223 nucleotides. RefSeq lists its product as uncharacterized. The record is from RefSeq and is a predicted model, not a curated record. The coding region runs from base 126 to 1145 and encodes 339 amino acids. NCBI's taxonomy places the organism in Eukaryota, Viridiplantae, Streptophyta, Magnoliopsida, Fabales, Fabaceae. Gene Ontology annotation, cellular component: cytosol. The transcript is spliced from 3 exons. Gene Ontology annotation, molecular function: protein-folding chaperone binding.
AUUUUACCAGUGUGAUCAAUAACAAUCAUUACAAAUCUAGCAAGUACAAAAAAAUCUUGAAGAAAGUAAAAGCAUAUCUUGAGUAGAAAAGAAAAGUUGUGAAAGAUUGAAUCCAAAGCUUGAAGAUGGGUUUGGACUACUAUGAGAUUUUGGAGGUUGAAAGAAAUGUAACUGAAGAAGAGUUGAAAAAAGCUUACAAAAAGCUUGCCAUGAAAUGGCACCCUGAUAAGAAUCCCAACAAUAACAAAGAUGCUGAAACUAAAUUCAAACUCAUAUCUGAAGCAUACGAGGUUCUAAGUGAUCCACAGAAGAAAACAAUUUAUGAUCAGUAUGGAGAAAGCGGCCUUAAAAACGGAAUGUCACCGACAGAUGAAGGUUCAGCUUCGUAUUUUCAAACUCGGGAUGGCAGAAGGUUUAGGUUCAAUCCUCGAAGUGCAGAUGGUAUCUUUGCUGAGGUUUUCGGCCAUUCAAGCCCUUUUGGAGGAAUGGGGAUGAGGGGCGGAGGCUGUGGAGGCAUGAGGGGUCGGACGUGGGUGUCAAGGUCUUUCGGUGAUAUGUUCGGCAAAGACGUAUUCGGAGAAAGCAGACAGGCGAGUCAAGCUCCGAGACGCAAGGCACCUCCGAUUGAAAAUAAGUUACCUUGCAGCCUUGAGGAGCUUUAUAAAGGUACUACCAAAAAGAUGAAGAUCUCGAGGGAAAUCACAUACGCAAGCGGUAAAACUCUACCUGUGGAAGAAAUACUAACGAUCGAAAUCCAACCAGGCUGGAAAAAGGGAACGAAAAUCACUUUCCCGGAGAAAGGAAACGAGCAGCCAAAUGUUAUUGCUGCAGAUAUUGUAUUCAUCAUCGAUGAGAAGCCUCACAGCGUCUUUACAAGAGAAGGCAAUGAUUUGGUUGUGACACAAAACAUAUCACUUGCAGAAGGUGAAGCUCUAACCAGCAGCUACACCUUCCAAAUCACUACUUUGGAUGGAAGGGAUCUGACCAUUGCCAUAGACAAUGGAAUUGAUCCAAACUACGAAAAAGUCGUUCACGGCGAAGGGAUGCCGAUUUCCAAAAAUCCUUCACAGAAGGGUAGUCUUAGGAUCAAAUUCAACAUCACAUUCCAAGACAUGGUUGAUGCUGAAACAGAAAGCCAGAAAUAAGAUAUGCUCAUGGUGCUAUAAUAAAGUGUCAACCAUUGUCUGGUGUAUCUUGUGUAUUAUAUAAUAAUAUUUGGUUUU